Molecule: messenger RNA, 1511 nt
Organism: Anastrepha obliqua
Lineage: Eukaryota; Metazoa; Arthropoda; Insecta; Diptera; Tephritidae
Exons: 2
Coding region: 20-946 (308 amino acids)
Source: RefSeq, a predicted model, not a curated record
UGAAGAUAAUAAAAUCACAAUGGAGUACAAGGAUGAGAAUUGCGCUAAAAACGCUAACGACUGCCGGCCAAUGAAAAGUAUCCAUAAUGAAGUGGCAUAUAUUCAAAAGAAAGUUUCAGCCUUACAGAUUGGUCCAAAUCAACACAAAAAAGUUCUAUCCAAAUCAGCAAAAAAGAGACUUCGCAAAAAACGUUUAAAUAACAUAAAUGUGGGACUUGAUUCAGUAUUGAACGCCGCCAUUUCUAUGAAUACUACUGUUAUCGAUAGAGUCCAAAAAACCUCAACGCAUAAGAUACAUAAGAAUAUUAGUAAAUCAGUUUCUCACUCUAGCAUGAAGGAGCCAGCAGUUACCAAUAAAACAAAUCCAAGAGUUUUUGACACAAAAAAACGCACACCCAAUGUUGAACCAACAAGUAGAAAGCCUUCUGAAAAACUGAAAACGGGAAAAGACAAAUUCCGCGAACAAAGGGGCUCGAAUAUAAUUAAUGGCGGACGCAAAACGCAUAAAUGUGUGAUGGCAACGGAACCUAACAAUAAAACGGUAUAUUCGUUCGUAGUAAAAGGUAGCUUGAAUGCACUACCAACGGAGCAUAUAAUUCGGUUGUUAAAACUUCAGAAUUUUGCAACGCACCAAUGGACAGUAAGACAAAGGAAGGAAAUCUGUGCUGAAAAGAGUGUUAUCACCGUUAGCUUAGAUCCAGAAAGUGAAAACUUGUUGAAAAUUAAGAAUUUUAAAGUUUUACUGCUUAAAACCACAGUUACAUUCAAAGCGAAAGGAAGGAAUUUCCUUAGUAAAUCUUCAAAUUCAAUUCAGCAGGCUACCGACGAAAGGGAGAUAUAUUUGUCUCGAACUAAAUUAAUUCCAUCAAGUCAGUUGGAGGCCAAGCCAUUCAGUUGGUUGGGGAAGUGGCGGACAUUCACUACAGUCCUGAACAAAUUGAAUUAGUCGAUGUAGAGUAUCACCAAUUAAUACAAGGGCUUCCAGUUGGUCUUGCGUGAAGAAUGGCAAACAUGACUGCUCAGUCAAUUCGAAUUUGGCCACAUUCGAAGCUUAUGAAAUAAUCUACUUGUGGACCGAACAUUUGACGAGUGCAUCAUGUAGCUCUUUGCAGGCUGCUACGAUCAUCGUAUAUACGCACGAAACACAUAAGGAUUACACCAUGAAGGUAUUGCCGCAUACGAACAAAUCAGAUUCAAUCAAUCAGAUUCAAUCAAAUUCUGUGUUGUAUGUCGCCGACUAAGGCCAAUCUAUACAAGGUGGUGUUGUUUCUUCAGCUGAUAGGUGCCCGAUUGCCAAAUUAAGUUGGCUGAAGGGCGUACUGCACGGAUAUGAAAAUCUAUAUAAAUACAGACAACAAAUUCAGCUGCCGGUAAAAUGCGUUGCCGCAACAGACUCUUUUUUGCGGGCCUAUAAGACUUGCCAUGAAAACACUCGCGGAAGAGGGCAACAAUUAACGGGCAUACGUCUCUUACACGCAACCUGCGCAGAGUUAAAAGUCGAACUCAAAUUA